UACAUGAAGGAAAGUGUAAGCCUGUCUGGUAACUAUGCAAUUCAAGAGACAGUGUCCUGUUCUGUUUGGCACUCACUUCUCCUAUGUGAUUAGUCUGUGAGUCAGUCGUGAUUUACUCUCACCUGAUUUUAACACUGAGUUAGCACUUAAAUGCACUGCAGAGGUCACCAAAAUUGACAGCGGUGAAGUGUGCUGUGUAAUGAUAUCCGUUACGGGAGCUAUGUUUACGAGGAUAUGAAAUCAGCCGUCCUCUGACACAGGUAUUUUCGCCUUCGACUCAGCCAGGUAGUAGUACAGUAAUACCCUUGUGUAUGUGCACUUUGCCAAGAGGGAGGUAAGUAGAGUGGCUGAGAGUGCAGAAAGAGAAAGAAAGAGGGAGGGAGAGGGUGUGGAGGUCGCUGAAGGAGAGUGGGCAUGUUGACAGAAAGGAAGUAAAAGGGAAGUAGGGAGUUGAGCUCUGAGGAUAUUCUUGUAGACCUGGUCAAACUGGCUGGAUAAGUACACAGUUAUAUGCACCAAGGAGAAAGCAAGAGAAACUGAAUGGACAAAGCAAUGAAGAUUGAGAUAGGAAAGGGGCAGCAAACACAGAAAGGACCAUCACUCAAUUCACUUCAAUAAAUGACCUGACAGCCAACCUUUCCAGAUAGUAUUCCAUGAUGUCAGAUAUCUCGCAAUAUUUGGUCAAUCACCUGGUGACGUUCUCCCUGCAGGGCGGGGAGGUGCGGAGUGUGGAGGAGGCCCUCUCUCGCCUCUCCCACCUGGGACGCACUGGCCGCCUCUGGAGUCAGGAAAUGCUGGUGGAGGUCAGCACGAAUGCCGUGAGGCUGAGGGAUGCGCAGAACCAGGACGAGUUGGAGGCAUUUCACGUGUCCGCCAUUCAUCGCUGCGACGCCAUACGCACCGAGGAAGAGUUCCCACCCCUCCUCCUACUUGUCUGCCAAAACCAGCGGCAGAAAAAACCUGACAUUCACUUUUUCAGCUGUGAGACAGUGGGGGUAGAGCUUAUCCGAGAUGACAUCAUCCUCACUGUGACCGAUUACACGGCAAAGACCAGCCGGCGUCUCGAGGCUUUGAGGGCUAGCCAGGCUCAAAGGCAGCAGACACAAACCUAUCCUGCAGCAGUCAGAAUGCUGGCACCCCCGGGCAUCCCCGAUCCUCCCCUGGCUCAUGCCCCCAACGCUCCCCCACCCAACCCCCCACCCUACCCUGGACCCAGAGAUCGAUUAAUGCUGAUCCCUGCCUCCUUACCAGUGAAUGGAUCAGGCACUCAGAAGGCAGACAUGUCUCUCCAAAGGGCAGCAAGAGAAGUGGAGAUCCUGAACCACUGCUUCGACGACAUCGAGCUCUUCAUGGGGAAGUUACAGAAGUCAGCCGAGGCGCACAGCGUGCUGAGCCAAAGGAACAAGAAGAAGAAGAGCCGCAAAAAAGACGCGGAAGAUGACUUGCUGACUGUGCGGGCCCGCCCUCCUGCAGAAAAUGAAUUUAUUGACAUCUUCCAGAAAUUCAAAUACUGCUUCAGUCUACUGGCCCGGUUGAAGUCAUGCAUUACAAACCCCACGUCAGAGGAGCUGGUACACCACGUCUUCAGUCCCCUGGAGAUGAUCGUGAGGACCACUGGGGGGCCCGUGCUGGGGGCCUCAGUGUCCAGCCCGGCAAUGACCAGUGGAGGGGUGUCACUGCUGCAGGACAGCCUGACGGAGGAGGAGAGGCAGCUGUGGACAGCACUGGGACCCAACUGGACCCUGCCCCGUUCUCAGCUCAGAGGACCAGUCCCCCCCUAUACGCCUGUUUUCAUGGAUGGGUGGAAGCCUGAGGCCCUCGACCCCAACGGACAGGCUUGGGAGGACCCCAUAGAGUCGCAACACAGACACGAAGCUCUAAGAGAAAAACAAGAGAUGACCCUUAGUUACCCGGCUGGACCCAUGAAGUCUCAAGCCUACGCCAGUGAUGAAUGGGAGAGUGCCGUCCUUCCCCCUGAGGGCGAGAGACAGUUCCGCUGCAGCUACGACUUUGUGGCCCGAAACAGCAGUGAGCUCUCUGUGCUACAGGGAGAGAAACUGGAGGUCAUUGAGUCAUCAAAGCGCUGGUGGAAGUGUCGCAACCGUUUCAACCAGAUCGGCUUUGUGCCUUUCAACAUCCUGGAAUCCCUGUCAGCUCUGAGUGAAACUCAGCCAGAGAGCCCUGCCACACACCAGAUAACAAAGCCUCCACCCUCCCUGCACACAAACACAGCCUCAUCUACUCCUCCACCCCCUCCACCUCUGACCCUCGACCCUUCAACCCUACGCCCCCGGAGCAUGGUUUUGCCCACCCAGCACCACCCGCCCGUGGCAGACACAGACAAAGUGAUGACCAUAAAUGACGAGCUAUUACAGAGGCUGACGAACGGGAAGGCGGGCAUCGCUCGGCCCCUGGUCAUCCCUCGUUCCUCAGACACCUCCGUCCCCUUGGACUACCACUCCCCACCUUCAGAAGUGAUGCAGUGGCUACGAGGAAAGGGCUUCAGUGAGCCGACAGUGCAGUGUCUAGGAGUACUUACUGGAGCUCAGCUUUUCUCCCUGAACAAGGAGGAGCUGCGGGCGGUCACACCAGAUGAGGGCGCCAGAGUCUACAGCCAGAUCAUGGUACACAAGACGAUGCUGGAGGAUGCCCACAGGGCCACAGAGCUGGAGGCAGUGAUGGAGAAACAGAAGAUGAAGGUGGACCUAAAACUGGAGAGCAGCCUACUGUGACGGACACAUUCACCAACUGAUCACCGCAAACACCGGCAGUGAUCCCAGCAGAGCAAGACACGAGAGACACAAUGCUCACUACAUAGAGCCACAGUGAACUAACACAGGCCAACAGUGAUGAACCAAUAAACUGGUCUACUCACAGUAAUACACACCAGAGACAAAGGUCUCUGCACAUUCCACAAGGACUCUGUAUGAAUCACUUCACGUGAUUGCAAUGACCCACAUUGGUCCACAGCCACAGACCACUACGCAUGCAAUUAAUAAUGCAGCAAUGUGGAUUUUGACAUGGCACCAACAGACUUGCAUAUCAACUGAAAAGAACCACACCAAAACCACCAGACCAGCCUUUCUUACUUAUGCUACCAUAAUGAUAGAAGCGGUUUUUGAAUAACCACUUGGUUGAAAAUGUGUUAUGAACCUUUUGGAACUUUCCGGCAAAAGCAAGAACCUCCAUUUCUGUCCAGUGCAGAGUACAUCAUGACACUGCCAUCUCAGCACGAGGCGGUGCAGUUGAACGGUUCAGGUUCUACGUACUCGCAGAUGACCAAGGCCUGCGGUCCCCAAUCUUAUCCGAAAAUGGUUACAAAACAUUGGUGCGGGUGCAGUUUUUUUUUCUUAGCACAGCACUACCACACCAACCAACUAACUAUUCAUGGUCUUCUAUCAAGACCGUGCCAAGCAAAAUCGGGUGUCUUAGUGCAGGGCACAAACAAAAACCUGAAGCCAUACCAGCCCUUUUGGGAUAAGAAAAGGAAAAGGAUGGAUGGCUGGAUGGAUGGAUGGAUGGAAUUCAAUGUACGGAUUAUAAAAAGAAAUAAACAUAUGUGCAAGAAUA
Conger conger (European conger) is the source of this 3570-nucleotide messenger RNA. Its product is annotated as epidermal growth factor receptor kinase substrate 8-like protein 1. The transcript has 19 exons. Gene Ontology annotation, cellular component: vesicle; plasma membrane; ruffle membrane. The coding region runs from base 654 to 2732 and encodes 692 amino acids. Gene Ontology annotation, biological process: Rho protein signal transduction; regulation of Rho protein signal transduction; positive regulation of ruffle assembly. NCBI's taxonomy places the organism in Eukaryota, Metazoa, Chordata, Actinopteri, Anguilliformes, Congridae. Gene Ontology annotation, molecular function: actin binding. The record is from RefSeq and is a predicted model, not a curated record.